This is a messenger RNA of Candidula unifasciata, 648 nucleotides long. The record is from the annotation of a GenBank genome assembly. NCBI's taxonomy places the organism in Eukaryota, Metazoa, Mollusca, Gastropoda, Stylommatophora, Geomitridae.
AUGAUGCAGAAUGAUAGAGGCAAGCAACUUCCCCCCGAUUCACAGUUUAUUUUCUUAAAGGAUGUUAAACCUGGCAUGAAAAAUUUACACAUUAUAUUCAUUGUGUUAGAAGUUGGAAAACCAACACACACAAAAGAUGGGCAUGAUGUAAGGUCGUGUAAAGUUGCAGACAAAACUGGAUCUAUGAAUGUGUCAGUGUGGGAUGAAGCUGGACAUGUCAUUCAGCCGGGCGACAUUUGUAAAUUUAUAAAAGGGUAUGCAGCUCUGUGGAAAGGAGGGCUAACCUUGUAUACAGGGAAAAUAGGAGAGAUUUUGAAAAUUGGAGAGUUCUGCCUAAAUUUCAUUGAGAUGCCCAAUUUUAGCGAAUCGAAUCCAGAGUCCUGGAAAAAUGAAACACCACAAAGAAAAUCUCCAACAGAAGGUGGGGAUUCUAACCAGAAAGGCGAAUCCUCGAUGCCACUGGGGCCAGCAGGGCAAACAAUUAGACCGCAGCUUACAGGAAAUGGUCAAGUAUAUAACCAACAAAGAGUACAGCCACGGCCUCAGAUGGGUGGCCCACAGCGCGGUAUCAUGAAUGGUAGCAACAAUGUUCCAGGUUCAAAUGCAGCAAUGGGUCGUGGCGGAGGGCGUGGAGGUGUAAGGAGAUAA